AUGCGGCUGCUGACUCGGCCGCAUUGCCAUGAUUGUCGCAACAGGCCGCGGCGGCAUUGCCAGCAGCGGCUUCAACGCACCCGUGUCGCCGUAAUCGCCGCGUCGCUCGUCGCGCUAUGCGCGUCGUUCCCGCCGGCAGCGACGGUGCGCGCUGACGUCAUCCAGCCGCUGCCGGGGCUCGGCACGGCCAAUGACGUGGCGCUCGCUGAGAAGGCGGCGCUGCUGUCGCUGGCGGCGGCGCUGGGCGACCAUGCGGCGUUCCGGUGGGCGGGGUGGGCCAAUCAGUCGCAGGGGCUGUCGUACGAGCAGAGCAAGCCGUGCGUGCAGUUCUGGGAGUUCCUCUCCUGCGACUCGCACGGCCGCGUCUCCAGCAUCAACAUUGCCAAUCCCACUCUAGCUGUCAUCAAUGCAUCGUGGGCCAAUCAGAAAACGCCAGGUGGCUUAAAGGGGUCGAUCCCCUGGGAUACCCUCACGGCGCUGGAGCACCUGCAGGCCGUUGAUCUAUCGGGCAACUCCAUCUCUGGCCCUCCGUUCACUGCUGCCAUCUCCAAGUUCACUGCGUUGAGAGACAUCCAGCUGGCGCGCAACGCCCUGGAUGCACCCCUGGUGGGCGAGCUCUCCGCGCUCUCCAACCUGCACAACCUCGACCUGAGUGGUAACCGCAUCCCCGGCGCCCUGCCCCCAGGCCUGUUCGCCCUGACAGCCCUGGAGGUCCUCUCCCUUGCCUCCAACCAGCUUGCUGACUCCUUUCCCUCUGGCCUCUCCGCACUCACUGCCCUCAAACACCUCGAGUUGGGCAGCAACAGCUUCAGCGGCCCCUGCCUGGCAGCUGGAGCGCUCUCUCCAACCUGCACCUGCUCGACCUGGCCAGUGCGGGAGUGCUCACCCCACCGCCAGACUCAUGGGCGGCGCUCUCAUCACUCGAGAUCGUCUCCCUGCAGAACAACAACCUCACUGCGCCCUUCCCCGCCUUCCUGCUGCAACUGCCCAACAUCUCCCACAU
This is a messenger RNA of Closterium sp. Yama58-4, 1003 nucleotides long. The record is from the annotation of a GenBank genome assembly. NCBI's taxonomy places the organism in Eukaryota, Viridiplantae, Streptophyta, Zygnematophyceae, Desmidiales, Closteriaceae.